AUGGGCCAGUUCCUAUGUAAGUACCACCGUAAGUACCACCGUAAGUACCACCGUAAGUACCACCGUAAGUACCGUAAGUACCACCGUAAGUACCAAGUACCACCGAAGUACCCUAAGUACCACUGUAAGUACCACUGUAAGUACCACUGUAAGUACCACCGUAAGUACCACCGUAAGUACCACCGUAAGUACCCCUGUAAGUACCCCUGUAAGUACCACCGUAAGUACCACCGUAAGUACCACCGUAAGUACCACCGUAAGUACCACCAACCCCAGGACGGAGUGCAGCCCUGGUUCAUCACCAAACCUAAGGCUCUGAGUGCCACUGUGGGCCAACACGUGCUGCUGUCCUGUGCCAUCGCCGGAGACCCCUUCCCCCAGUUCACAUGGAGCCGCUGUGAGGUCGGCCGCCCCCUGAGCUCUGGAGGGGACUAUGAGCUGCUGCAGAAGGAGGACGUCAUCUCUCUCCUCAUCAGGCGAGUCCAGCAGCACCAUUCGGGGGAGUACCUGGUCAGCCUCAGGAACUCUGUGGGAGAGUGCAGCGCCGUGGCCUGCCUCUCGGUCAGCAACGAGGGAGAGGGCGAGAGGAGCAGAGCGCGCAGAGCAGCAGCCUCAGUGGACCAGCAUAGUCCCACAGCGGCAGGAUCGGAGGAGAGUGCGCAGUGGCAGAGCUCCGAGCCGGAGUUCAAGCAGCAAGGCGGCAAAGAAGAAGAUUCCCAAACAGCCAAGGAAGACCUAGGCGCUCCGAGGGGUCUGCUGAAGCGCUCGGUGGAAACCAGGGAGCGCGGCGAAGACGAGAUCCGCCAACGGGAGGCACAGCAGUUAGAUUUUCGCUCGCUGCUCGGACGCCGAAGCACCCCCAGUAACAACAACAACAGCAGCAGCAUUAGUAGUAAUAACGAUUUCGGGACUGGUCAAGAGGAUACCAUGGAUUUUAAAGCAAAUCUCAAAGGGCUCAAGUCCAAAUUCGAGGAUGACCGCAAGAGCAACUCCACGCAACAGGUGGAUUUCCGGGCCGUUUUAGGGAAGAAGGGAUCGGCAGCAAGUCCACCUUCCAAUGCUGGGAACAAACCGGGCGACAAUAAGAACGCCACAGACUUCCGAUCGGUGCUGGCCAACAAGAAGAAGGCUCCGGAGAAGAACGGGGAGACACCAGAGAAACCAGCAGAGAAGGAAAAGGAGAAAGCAGCGGUUAAUAACUGCGUAGACGGAGCUCAUCAUGAGAAGAAAGCAGCAGCAGCAGGUGCAGGUGGAGGCGGAGGUGCAGCUGGAGGCAAAGGGCCGGAGUUUAAGGAGAAGCUCAGUGAUGUGACGGCGGUGGAUGGACAGAGGCUCCGGCUGCAGUGCCGCUUGGCUGACCCCGCGGGCGCCACGGUCACCUGGACACUGGACGGGAAGGUCAUCAAGGCGUCAAAGUUCAUCGUCUUAGCGAACGAAGGCGGCCUGUGCUCCCUCAGCAUCGACAAAGCUUUGCCUGAGGACGAGGGCCAGUACAAGUGUGUCGCGGAGAACGCCACAGGUAGAAGCGAGUGCUCCUGUAUGGUGCUGGUGGUCGACCCGGCAGAGAACUCCCCGGCUGACAAGAAGUCCAAGAAGGCCACGCCGACUUCAGAGAGUGAAGCCAGGAUAAAGAAGCCAACGCCAAAAACACCUCCGAGACAAGCCAUGCCUCCUCAGAUCCUGCAGUUCCCAGAGGACAUGAAGAUCUUGGCUGGGGAGAAGGUGGAGAUCCUCUGCAGGUUCUCUGGAGCUCCGACCGUCAACUGCACCUGGCUCAAGUUCAGGAAACCAAUCCAGGAGGGGACGUCGGACAUCUCCAUUGAGAGCACAGACAGCAGCAGUAAACUGACCAUCGCCAGCGGUCAGCAGGAGCACUGCGGCUGCUACACUGUGGAGCUGAGAAACAGCUACGGGCUCCGUCAGGCCGCUCUCAACCUCACCAUCGUCGACAAGCCAGACCCUCCAGCAAAGGUCCCGGCCGCCUCAGACGUGCGGCGUUCCAGCCUCACCCUGUCCUGGUACGGGCCCACGUACGACGGGGGCAGCGCAGUGCAGUCCUACAACCUGGAGAUCUGGGACUCGCUGGGGAACGAGUGGAAGCACCUGGUGUCCUGCAACAGCACCUCCUACAAUGUACAGAACCUCCUCCCCGAGCGCCAGUACAAGUUCCGUGUGCGGGCGGAGAACAUGUACGGUGUGGGGGAGCCCAGCGUGGAGUCCGAGCCGGUGACCGUAGGACUGGUGGACGAUGAGACCCAGGAGGAGGCUGAGGAGGAGGAUGACGACACAGAGAAGGAGCCGGACUACAGAGACGUGAGCAUCAGGGUCGACGUGAAGGUGAAGGACCUGUACGACGUGGAAGAGCGCCUCGGGACGGGAAAGUUUGGCCAGGUCUUUAAACUGGUGGAGAAGGCCACAAAGAAGAUCUGGGCGGGAAAGUUUAUCAAGGCGUACAAAGCCACAGACAAGGACAACGUGAGGCAAGAGAUCAGCAUCAUGAACAGCCUGCACCACCCCAAACUAGUGCAGUGUGUGGACGCCUUCGAGGGCAAGUCCGACGUGGUCAUGGUGCUGGAGCUUAUUUCCGGAGGCGAGCUGUUCGAACGAAUCAUCGACGAGGACUUUGAGCUCUCGGAGCGGGAGGUGAUCAAAUAUAUGCUCCAGAUCAUCGACGGGGUCAGCUUCAUCCACAAGCAGGGCAUCGUGCACCUGGACCUAAAACCAGAGAACAUCAUGUGUGUCAACAAGACGGGCAGCAAGAUCAAACUCAUCGACUUCGGACUGGCUCGGAGACUAGAAAACGCAGGCACUCUGAAGGUGUUGUUCGGGACCCCAGAGUUUGUGGCUCCGGAGGUGAUCAACUAUGAGGCCAUCAGUUAUCCCACCGACAUGUGGAGCAUAGGGGUCAUCUGCUACAUCCUUCUGUCGGGUCUCUCUCCAUUUAUGGGCGACAACGACAACGAGACCCUGUCCAAUGUCACCUCGGCGACCUGGGACUUCGAGGACGAGGCUUUUGACGAGAUCUCGGACACGGCCAAAGACUUCAUCACCCAGCUGCUGCGCAAGAACAUGAAAACUCGACUGACGUGUGCUCAGUGCUAUGAACACCCCUGGCUCAAACAGGACACUAACACCAUGAAGGCCAAGAAGCUAUCCAAGGAGAGGAUGAAGAAAUACAUCCUCAGGCGGAAGUGGCAGAAAACAGGCCAUGCAGUGAGGGCCAUCAGCAGAUUGUCUUCCAUGGCCAUGAUGGCGGGGGUCAGCGCCAAGAAAGGUUCUCCUACAGAAGAGGAUAACCCGUUUCUGGAGUGCCUGGAGUACGAGCAGAAGGCGGAGUGCAAACCCACAUUCAGCUCUGUCAUCAAAGACGUGGAGGUGGUGGAGGGCAGCGCUGCCCGCUUCGACUGCAAGAUUGAAGGUUUCCCAGACCCUGAGGUGGUGUGGUACAAAGAUGAGCAGCCCAUCAAAGAGACCAGACACUUCCAGAUCGACUACGACGAGGAGGGCAACUGCAGCCUGGUCAUUUCAGAGGUUUCUGGGGACGACGACGCAAAGUACACAGUGAAGGCGGUGAACAGCCUGGGGGAGGCCACAUGCACGGCAGAGCUGCUGGUGGAGGUGAUGGCUGAAGAGGAAGAGGAGGAGGAAGAGGAGGAGUGA
Molecule: messenger RNA, 3660 nt
Organism: Knipowitschia caucasica
Lineage: Eukaryota; Metazoa; Chordata; Actinopteri; Gobiiformes; Gobiidae
Source: the annotation of a GenBank genome assembly